Solenopsis invicta (red fire ant) is the source of this 4388-nucleotide messenger RNA. RefSeq names its product coiled-coil domain-containing protein 6. The coding region runs from base 439 to 1764 and encodes 441 amino acids. The transcript is spliced from 6 exons. The record is from RefSeq and is a predicted model, not a curated record. Lineage: Eukaryota; Metazoa; Arthropoda; Insecta; Hymenoptera; Formicidae.
CCACUUUCGCGGUCACGGAAAACAGUCGGCGAGCGAGUGCGCGGCGCAAACAGCUGAUACACCGUUUUCUGCGGUACGUCCCCUCGCAAUACGAGGAGCACAUGUCCGCCGCGCGUUAAUCACGCUACGGUAAUCGCGCCAUCAUCAACCAACUCCAGUUGCAUUCUCUGCCGCGGUCGGUGAGUAACAGCGGCACGGCGAACGCAAAGUCUCGAGGGGCACGUGCACGCGGGCACGCCGGCGACAGGGCGCACCUCGGUGUUCCCCCUCGUUGUCGGGGUUGUGUGCGAUGAUCAGCGGCAGCCGACGAUAACCGACGCGACCUUCACACCUCAUCGCAUCUCGUCUCUGUCUUCGUCGUCGUCGUCGUCGCCGCGAGGCGUCGUCACUCGUCACUCGUCGUCGUCAUCGUCGUUGUCUUCACCCGCGUAGUGAACCAUGGCCGAUCGCGACAGCGCAUCCGAGAGCGACUCCAGCUCGAUCGACGGAGGGCCGAUCAUGAUGCCGCCGUCGCCGGUCACGCGCGAACAGCUGCAGAAGCGUAUCGACUCCCUGCAGCAGCACAACCGCGUGCUCAAGGUUGAGCUCGAGACGUACAAGCUGCGGGUGAAGUCUCUGCAGGAGGAGAACCGCGGCCUGCGCCAGGCCUCCGUCAUCAUACAAGCGAAAGCUGAGCAAGAAGAGGAAUUCAUAAGCAACACCCUUCUGAAGAAGAUCCAGGCGCUGAAGAAGGAGAAGGAGACUCUGGCUCACCAUUAUGAACAGGAGGAGGAAUGUCUUACUAAUGACCUAUCAAGGAAACUGAAUCAGCUGCGGCAAGAGAAAUGCAGACUUGAGCAGACGUUGGAGCAAGAGCAGGAAUGCCUGGUGAACAAGCUGAUGAGAAAGAUCGAGAAGCUAGAAGCAGAGACUUUGGCCAAGCAGAGCAAUCUAGAGCAGCUGCGGCGUGAGAAGGUUGAACUGGAGAAUACCCUGGAGCAGGAGCAGGAGGCGUUGGUCAACAAGCUGUGGAAGCGAAUGGACAAACUCGAGGCUGAGAAGAGAAUGUUGCAGAUUAAGCUGGACCAGCCGGUUUCAGAUCCCACCUCGCCCAGAGAGAUCAACAAUGGCGACACUGCCACGAAUCUGAGUACGCACAUUCAGACCUUGAGAAGCGAGGUUGCGCGACUGAAGCACACCCUGCUGAUUUCUCAGCAAGAACAUACGGAAAAAAUGAAGCGGUAUGUUAACGAGGAGAAGCAAAUACGCGAGGAAAAUCUGAGACUGCAAAGAAAGCUACAGUUGGAAGUUGAGCGUCGCGAGGCCCUGUGUAGACACCUCUCAGAGUCUGAGUCCAGACAUGAUUUUCGCAGCUUGGAGAUGGAGGAGGAACGGCACUACAACGAAAUCGUAAUGUCUGGGGGGAACAUAAGAACUCGCACGGUGUCCAGUCCUGUGCCCUACAAUCCUUCGCCCAGUUCCUCGAGGCCAUUAAGUCCUGGUGUUAACGUGCUAGGUUCCAGAGAGGGCUUUAGCGCAAACCGGUGCUACGCCUGCGGCCAACCGACUGCCCCUCCGUUUGCGAGCUCGUCGCCUCCUUCAGGGGUAAAUUACUAUCAGGGACACGCUGUGGCACCAACCAGCAGACGCACCUCGGAUCGUUUCGUCAAGCCAGCAAUUCCGCCUACUAUUGUGAGCCCCGGUGGGCCACCGAUCAUCGCUCCCAAUCCCACAGUGAACACCGCGCCUCAGCCUGGAUCACCGAUGGACAUCGCGAAAACAUAAGUCGCCACGUUAAGGAGAGGGCUCUCCACACAGAAACCCCUUUUAUAUAGUCGCGCGCAAGGUACUUCUCUAAACGGUGCGUUCCAAUUAAGAGAUAUGCGGGGGAAGUCACCCGCGCAUUUCGAUUCAAGACACCACCGUCGGCGUUUUUUCUUCUCGGAUGUUAACUACUUCCGUUUGUUAACUACUACUUCAGCUCUAAUGUAUAACACACGGGCUACGGCUAAAAGAGAGAAAGAGAGAGAGAGAGACUUAAUUAUUUCGAACUGAACGAGCACAUAUAGAGUUAAACAGUGCAGUCGCGAUAGCGUCUCGCCUCUCAGUCGCGGGGUGAUCCUUCUCAGCACCCCAAUCUUUCGAUGAUUCCUCUCAUAUGAUGCCCAAAGUCAUCAUUCAGACCGAGCUCAUUAUCGUAUUACGCAAUUAAUAUCGUUUGAGUGUUCUACACGUAAGAAAAUGAAAAAAAAAAGAAACUUUGACAUGUUGCUUCCAUGUUCCAAAUAACCAUAGCAUAAAUAUUUUGGACGCGAACGCCGGGCGGACAUCUACACGGCAUCUGUUUGCGAUAUUACUGUAAUCUAACUGUGCGUUUAAGAACGUGAACGAAAGUAACUAGGGUGUAGUGUGUCGCGGUGUUCACACGGUUUAACAGAUAUGCAUUUGAUUUAGCUUCGAGCCUGAGUAAUCACUUAGCGCACGCAGUACCGUGAUAGAGGUGGAAGUGUGACUCUAGAGGAAAGAUUCCGUCAGUUUCUUCGAAAGGAUUGUUUUAGAACGCGUGGAUUGUAGGCAGAGUCGAACUGUUCGGCGCAGAACUUCGUAUCUAAGAAACUUGUAAUUUAAUAAUUACAAGUUAUGAAAAAGAGAAAGAAAGAGAGAAUGUGUGACAAUUCAAGGCCCUAAAGUUCCAAGACUUCAACAGUCCAACGAUCUGAGAAUCUAAAAAAGAACUUGCGGAUCUAAAAAUAAUGUACACUUGAGAAACGCUUAUAUAAAUAUCUAAUUGUCUAUAAAUAUUAUAUAUAAAUUUUAUAUACACACACACACACACACACACACACACACACACACACACACACACAUAAUACUUAAAGUAAAUAUUUUUGUUUAACGAUCAGUGUAAACCUACAAAAGUGUAAGUGUCCACAUUUUCAAGAUCUUAUUAAUUUAUAAGAAAGCCAGAAAUGCAAUGUGUGAAAAGGACGUCUGAAGAAUUUCCGUGUAUUUGAGUCAUUUAGCUUUCUUAAACUCAGAUGUUUCAGCUCUUAGAAUCUUUGGAUUUUGAAAUCUUGGAUUGCUAACAUAUAGGAAACACAUGUCGCCUCAAGAACUUAUAUCCCUUAAUAUUACAUCUCUUAGUCUUAGAGUAUUUUGCGAAAGAUUGGAAAUUUUGAUAUACUGGGAAAAGCCUAUUGGGAUCUGGUAGCAUCGAAUGUGGCACAUGAAAGACAGAUUUUACAUUUGGGAAUUUAUUUUCUAAUAUAUUGUUUUUCAUAUCAGCGACACACGUUUGCGUUAAUCUGUUGUCUGUUAUGUUACAUCGAAGACUUUGAAGUUGUUGUUUUAAGAAAAAAAGAACGUUCGGGAGAUGGAAUUUCUCAAUUUUCGGAAAAGCUCGAAACUUUAUUUUUAAAACUUCAAUGUCUCUAAUUGUGAAAUUUAGAGACUUUGAUCUUUUUUUUUAAGACUCCUUUUUUUUAAACUUUGGAGUUAUGUUUUAAGAAAAAAAGUGCGUUUGGCAGAUGGAAUUUCUCAAAUAUCGGAAACACAAGACUUUAUUUCUGAAAUUUUAAUGUCUCUAGUUGUGAAAUCUAGAAGCUUAGAUGGUUUUUUUAAGGCUUCUUUUUUUAAAAUCUUAGAGUCAUUGUUCUGAGAGAGAGAAAAGAGAGAGGACGUUCGGCAGAUCGAAUUUUUCAAAUUUUGGAAGCUCAAGACCUUAUUUCUGAAAUUUUAAUGUCUCUAGUUGUAAAAUUUAGAAGCGUGGAUCGUGUUUUUCUUUAAGGCUUCGAGAUAUCUCUCGACACUUGCUUUCGAAGUUUCGAGGGAGAUCUCUUCGUUUCCAGGUUGCGGAAUCCGGAGGACUUGAAUCUUGAGAUUUUGAGAAAUGUUGUAGAGGCCAACACCGAAAGAUCGUCCGUUUUUCGUUCGUUGAAAAUUCUCGAUGUGCGCCUGGUUACCGUGAACUACGAUACGAGAAGCGGAGGGAAAUCAUGGAAGAGAGAUAUGCGAGAUCAAUCGUCUCGCUUACAUAAGAUUUAUUGAAACCUUCUCCUACGAGAGUGAUUUCGUUGCGCAAAAAUUUUUUUUCCUCCGAUCUCGUAAGAUGCAAGAUGACAUUACGUACCCUGAGAACCCUUGUUUAUAACAGGUGUAUUAUACAUAAACGAUAUAUGAGAAUCAGGUCAAAUCGUUGUUUAUUAUGUUGUAUCGAACGGUAAUUAUACGUAACAUACGUGUACAUAUCGUUCGGUAUAUAGACAUAAAUGGUCGUAUAUGGUAUAUAGAAUUUUAUGAUAACGCAAAAGAUUCUUAUCGAUAAUUGUAAUUACGCAGAUAUGCUUCACAGCUAAAUAGUAUGUAUUUUACUCAAGCUUUUAUGAAAUACAGUCAUGUUUUUGCUAUUA